Molecule: messenger RNA, 882 nt
Organism: Phoenix dactylifera (date palm)
Lineage: Eukaryota; Viridiplantae; Streptophyta; Magnoliopsida; Arecales; Arecaceae
Source: RefSeq, a predicted model, not a curated record
GGCACUGAUGAACCUUUCUUGUUGUUGAGACGUCUGUUUCCAGUUAGCUUGCUUAUUUAAAUGAUAAACAAAACAACAUAGCCCCCGGUAUGCAGGAAACCAUGGAGCCCAAAGCUGCAAUACCAGCAGCAGCUCUCCCACUGUUUUCUCCCAUCCCUCCUCUUCUUAUCCCAUCUUUCCUACUGCCUUUAUAUUGCCAUGGCCAUCCCCACUUUAUCAUCAAGCUCACCAAGGCAGACAACUUUGUUGCACUAAGAUCUUCUUCAGAUUCACAAUACUAGGAGGAAGAGAAGAGAUGGGCUCUGCGAGCAGGGCUUCUUUGGUUGUGGCAGCGAGCGUGGGGGCAGUGGAAGCUCUCAAGGACCAAGCAGGGCUGUGCCGAUGGAACUAUGCCAUCAGGUCUCUAAACCAUCAGGCGAAGAACAGCAUGGAUUCCUUCUCUCAGGCCAGGAGGAUGUCUUCUUCUUCUUCUUCUAAUAUUGAUAGGAGGAAAGGAAGGGAAAGGGUUGAUGAGAAGGCCAAGCGAUGCGAGGAGUCGCUGAAUAAAGUCAUGUACUUGAGCUGUUGGGGUCCCAACUAGAAAUUUUAGAAGCAGGGGAGAUGCAAAACUUGCAACUGCUCUCUAUUGAGCCUCUGUUAUGGUCUCUUUGACACAUUUAACUAUAAAUUUGACUGCAUACGCCUAUUGUUUCAAUCAAGCCUUGAGAUUCUUCGCUUUUGGUUUGAACCAUAUGGAUGUAUUGUAGUCUUGGUAGGAAAAAGAAAAGAAAAAAAGAAGAAGGGAACCCUGUUCACUGGGUGCCAAAAGCUGAAGUUGGUUGAAGCAUUAGUCUUCAGAAUAAUGUCUUAUUCAACAUAAUAGAAUAAGAUUUCAGAAAGAAA